Oikopleura dioica is the source of this 1308-nucleotide messenger RNA. The record is from the annotation of a GenBank genome assembly. NCBI's taxonomy places the organism in Eukaryota, Metazoa, Chordata, Appendicularia, Copelata, Oikopleuridae.
AUGAAUUCCUAUGAGAGAUUUUUCUCUCGAGCGGCUUUGGCCAGAAAGCCCUCCCCGAUUCGAGUUUUGACAAAGAUUCAGAUGGCAUCUGGUCCAGAAAUGAUCUCACUCGCCGGAGGAAUGCCCAACGGUGCCAUGUUUCCAAUCAGUGGCUUGACGAUGCAAGUUGACGGCUGCGAAAUUCAACUGUCGCAAGCUCAAUUAGCUACGGCAUUGCAGUAUUCAAGGGUUGAUGGGACUAAAUUUUGUGCGUCUGACGGCAUUAUUAAUACCAGUCUCGGGCUCCCAAGCUUUCUACAUCACCUCAACUCCAUCAGAACUCAAUACCACGGCCAAAGCUCGUUUAGUGAAAACAUCGACACUUGCGUAUCGACAGGGUCCCAAAAUGGCCUUGAAAUGCUUCUUGGAUCACUGCUAAAUGAAGGCGAUGGAAUUUUAACAGACGAUCCGAUGUAUCCGGGUACCAAAGCUAUUCUUAGGCCUCUCGGAGCAUCAAUUAUUCCAAUCAAAACAGAUGGAGAUGGCAUGGAUACUAACGAUCUGGAAGCGCAAAUCAACAGAUACAAAGAUUCGCACAAGCUAAAAGUGAUCAUGACCGUGGCAAAUGGGGGCAACCCAACCGGCUCGACCUUGAGUCUGGAAAGACGCCAUCGGCUGCUCCAAUUGGCUCACGAGAAUGAUCUCCUCGUCGUCGAAGAUGAUCCUUAUUACUUUCUCCAGUUUGACGGUGAACAACUCCCGAGCCUGUUUGAACUCGACUGGAACUCGUCAAACAGCUUCAAACGCGUCAUUCGCUCGGACUCGUUUUCGAAGAUCAUCUCCGCAGGCAUCAGAAUCGGAUGGAUCACCGGGCCUAAAGAAGUUAUCGGAAAGCUGGAAUUAGCCACACAAUGCAGCACAUUACAUUGCCCUUCCAUAACGCAAGUCAUCUGUGCUGAGCUUUUUAACAAAUGGGGAAUGGAAGGCUUCGCUGAACAUAUUGCUAAAGUCAAGGAUUUCUAUCGAAAUAGACGAAACUUUCUCGUCGCAGCGGCUGAGAAACAUCUUGGGGAUCUUGCAGAGUGGGAUGUGCCCAAAGGGGGGCUCUUUUUAUGGAUCAAAUUAAAGGGUAUCGAUGAUACUUCGGCUCUUAUUGAGCAAAAAGCUCGAAAAGCGAAUGUCCUCCUUUGCCCUGGAUCAUAUUUUGCCGUGGAUGAAAACGCUCCAAAUUCGUACUGCCGAGUUGCCUUUUCCGUUGCUUCGGAAGAACAGAUGGACGAAGCGAUGCGAAGACUCGCGGAACUGAUCAAAACUGAGCUUGAGAACUAA